UCUUGCUUGAGGCCAUGGGGGGCUCCAAAGGGGAGGACAAGCCCGGCGAAUGCGAGGAAUGGAGCUACCAGUUUACAAACAAGGACACACUGAUUUUGAAGGCUCCAAAGAAGUCGCCCCUCGCACUGAGAAUGGUUGUUUUCUCCAUGACAAUGAUCUGUGGGGUGUUUAUUUGCUCAAUGUGUAUGCGGCAACUGGGAAGCGACAGCUGGUCAAGGAUAGUGAAGAUCCAAGUCGCGGAACAGCACUGCAAUAAGUCCUCGGUGCCUCCUUCUGAGGUUCACUUUGUGCAUUAUCCACAGCCACUGAAUUACAGCAGGAAAGAGUGCAUGUGUACUCCUGUCCGGUACUUUGCAAUUAUCUCAUCGCAGCGAUCUGGAAGUGGCUGGUUUGAGACUCUUCUAAACAGUCACAUCAAUGUUAGCUCUAAUGGAGAGAUCUUCUCGAAUAAAGAAAGGAGAAAUAACAUUUCAUCUAUAACAAAGACAAUGGAUAAGGUUUAUAAUCUUGAUUGGAAUAGUAGUGCUUCCAAGGAUGAGUGUACUGCUGCUGUUGGCUUCAAAUGGAUGCUUAAUCAGGGUCUUAUGGCAAAUCACGCGCAAAUAGUUGAUUACUUCAACCAAAGAGGAGUCUCUGCGAUAUUUCUGUUCAGAAGGAAUCUCCUCCGUCAGAUAGUAUCGCAACUAGCAAACAAUCAUGACAGAUACCUUAAGCAGUUGAAUGGGAAACAUAAGGCCCAUGUUCACACAAAAGAUGAGGCGAAUAUACUUGCAAAAUAUAAGCCCAGGCUCAACACAACAACACUGAUCGGGACACUGAAAAAGGCAAAUGACUACACUCGUAAUGCUCUUGAAAACCUAAAGAGCACCCGCCACAUCACAGUGUACUACGAGGAUCUUAUCCAAAACAGAACAAAGCUUGUUGAUGUCUUGGAUUUCCUUAAAGUGCCGACGAGGAAACUAGUCAGCCGGCACGUGAAGAUACACACGAAACCACUUUCUGAUCAAAUUGAAAACUGGGAUGAAGUCUAUAAUGCUCUGAAUGGUACCCAAUUUGAGAGUUUCUUGGAUGCUGACUACAGAAUAUGACAUUGUUCUGUCUGCACAUUUCUGGUGUAGAUAUUGUCUUUUGCGUGUUACUUUUCCUUUCUUUCUUAAAUAGCUAGCUUUGACAUGCCUGGCAAAAGUUUUGACAUGAGGAAUUGCGGGGUUUUCACGGCGGCUCACUAGUUCUUUGAUAGGUAGCACUAAUUCCGUUAUUUUUUUCCCAUCUUUUCUGUGUAACUGACUCUGAAGCUUCAGUUUCUUGCAUCAUAGCCUUGCAUAACUGCAUAAGAGAUCUUUACGAUUUCCACUUGCACAGAUGCAUGUCUACAGCAGGUACUGAGAACUGGUCAUAAGUACAGGGAUGU
Molecule: messenger RNA, 1411 nt
Organism: Lolium rigidum
Lineage: Eukaryota; Viridiplantae; Streptophyta; Magnoliopsida; Poales; Poaceae
Exons: 6
Coding region: 15-1088 (357 amino acids)
Source: RefSeq, a predicted model, not a curated record